AUAUGGAGUGAGAGAGAUACAAUUAUAAUGCAUGAAUGAUUCUAUCUAUACUCUCUCUCUCUCUCUCUCACACACAUAUGUUCACAUACAUCUAUGGAUGCGUAAGGCAUGUGUGUCAAUGUGUGUGCACACGUGUACUUGUUUAUGUCUUGCAACUGCAGAUGUGAUUGUUUAUUGUCCUUUCAGCAUGUACUAUUUGGCACCCAAAUCAUUACAUUGAAUUUUAGCAUCUUUAUUAGGAAAUCAUUAAGUUCUCAAUAUACUGUUUGGUAAAAGAACUUUUAUCAUCCUUUUCCUAAUAUCCAGUAUAUGAACUAACUUUUCAGGGAGUUGUGGCUCGGCUUCUAGUCCAAAAUACUUUAAAGUUCUUGUUGGGAUUUGGACAUGUUUCUCCCUACUUGGGAUACAAUUCUCUUAAAGAUUUCUUCCCAACAAUGGCAAUGAAGCCAAAUCCCCAAUGUUCAAAUGCUGCCUGUCUGAAGCAGCAGAAAGAAUAUAUUCUUGCAAAUCCAUCUAGGGUUGCUGCGACUAAAGCCAAGAUAGAGGCUGAAGCCUCAGCUGCAGCAGCAGCAGGUGUGCCACUUCAUGUUGAUAAUGAAUGGAACAUAAGUGUUGUCGAUGAUAAUGAGAAGGAGAAGAGUACAAGUGGCUCAAGCUCAUGUAUAUUUCUUUUCUAUGCUCUCUGUUUUGAACAUUCUUCAAGUUUUCCAUUUGCCUGUUUUCCUUUUGUAUAUGAUUGUAUCAUCUUCUUACAAAGUUCUGAAUAUGCGAAUAGAGGCCUCACUCGUGAGCUCCCGAGUGCCAAUGAAUUUCAAAAGCCCCAGCCAUCUGGAGCCACAGCUACCACUAUCGACGACCUUGAAGAUCUCAGGAGGCAACUUGAUGCUCUGGAUGCCAAUUAA
Molecule: messenger RNA, 902 nt
Organism: Hibiscus syriacus
Lineage: Eukaryota; Viridiplantae; Streptophyta; Magnoliopsida; Malvales; Malvaceae
Product: ubiquitin-like modifier-activating enzyme 5
Exons: 5
Coding region: 435-902 (155 amino acids)
Source: RefSeq, a predicted model, not a curated record